Messenger RNA from Zeugodacus cucurbitae (melon fly), 561 nucleotides. RefSeq lists its product as uncharacterized. The record is from RefSeq and is a predicted model, not a curated record. NCBI's taxonomy places the organism in Eukaryota, Metazoa, Arthropoda, Insecta, Diptera, Tephritidae. Bases 1 to 561 code for a protein of 186 amino acids. The transcript is spliced from 3 exons.
AUGAUGACACUGCAAACGGAAGAUAUCCGUGUGUGGGCAAAGGUGGACUUCUAUAAUACGGAAUGUACUGUCACCGAUAGGAGCUAUGUCUACUUCGAUACAUGCAGAAUUAAAGCGGUUAAUCGCACGUACAAAUACUUCUCGAUGUGCGCCAAGUUUCCCAGACGUCAAGCAGUUCACAACAUUUCGAUGGCCUUUGCUUUACUACGAAAAGCCAACGGCUAUAAGCCCUUCUUGUACAAUUUCACUGUGGACGCCUGCAAAUAUAUGAAGAAACGCAAUAAUCCCGUUAUUAAUUAUUUUCACAGUUGGUUUGAGAAAUAUUCCACGAUUAACAGAACUUGUCCUUAUGGACCGGUAAGGUCGUCUCAUGUUGGUUUCCCACCACACCUGCGACUAGCUAAUCCGCACUUAUCAUUUAUUUCCAGCAAGAUGAAGUCGUCGACAAACUUCCUGUUAGUCACAUCAACCAUUUGGCAACAGAAAUUCUUCCGGUGCCACUCGGUGAAUAUGUGUUUCACACAAGCUGGUAUUUCUACAAUACCAAAGUGGCAAUUGUGA